AUGGCUCGAUUUCGAAACCGAGAUAGAUCUAAUAGAUCUGGGCGCGGUCAGAUUGAGCACAACGUACUAGAAGGGCUUCCUAUCAAUCAGUACAGAGAGAUUGAGAUUACUAUUGGACCAAAUUCUACCGACAACAAGCCGGUUGAUGUCAAUGCGUGGCCUGAACUUCCUAUGCCACGAGAUUCCCAUAUGUUGCCCGAGCAUUCGCAACAGCUACUUCGUGCUGCACGUUCUGGACGUACUACUAAGCCGCCUGUGCCACCAGAAGACGACGAAAAUGAGAUGAAAGACGAAGAAACAGAGCACAAAGAAGUGCCGAUAGGGUUCACCAUCAAGAAAUAUGUCAAGGUUGCGCGGCAUAAUGAAGCGCCAGAACCCGAAUAUCUUGCAAAAAGACGGAAGGGCCUUCCAUCACAGUAUAUCCAUGGACAGGUACAAGCUCCACUGAGGGAAACCAAAGUCAAGAAGCUGGACGCCGAAGGCAAUGUUGCAGUCUACAAAGUUCUAGCACCAGAAGGGCAGGCUGUCGAGGGCGAAGUUGCGCCUACAGAUGCUGCUAUCGAGAUUACACCAGUCCUUCCAGCGCCCGGCACUGUCGUUGAGGGAGUCGGUGUGGUGAACGCAGAAGGCAUAGUGGUAGCCAACGACAUCCUACAACAAACGCCGCCGCGGAGAAGGGCACCACCUCCCAAGAAGAAGAAAGGAGGACCCGGCAGAGGCAGAAAAAGGGUCAACUUCGUCGAAGGUGCAGAGGGACAAAGUACUCCAGCAUCAGUCACAGGCGGCGACAUACCUGCAGUCCGCGAUUUGAAACAGGGAGAAGGAGGGUCAAUGGAACCAUCUGAUCGUGAUACACCAAUGGGCGAAGCCGGGGACGAUGACGAGUCUGGUGAGGAAGGCUCUGACAACGAAGAUCAGGAUCAGGAAGAUGGUACACCUGUAACACCUUCAAAGACACCGGCUGCGCCGACCAGCGCUCCAGUGGUGGAAAUGACAGACGCACCUGAGGUCGUUGCCUCGACAGGGUCAGCAAUCGUUACAGAGGAAUCCAUGACCAUCCCUCUAGAGACCUUACAGUCUCCUGUAGAAGCAGAGCGCUCCGCACCAACACCUGUACCCGAGACUAGCGAACAGACUGCUACACGGGACCGAUCAAGUUCUGCCGACUUACCACUAUCUACAGCCAACCGCAGCAGACAGAAUUCUGUUAGCCAGCUGCCCACCUCAGCAACGUCGGUCGAGCCGAUUGUUUCUGAGGCGGUGAUAGCUGAUCCGAUUCCAGCUCCUGUCCCAUCGACAGAGACCGACCCUGUACCUGCAGGCGAGCCUACAGAUGUGUCUGUAUCCGUGCCCGCACCAGAGGCCCCAAAGGCGCAGUCUCAAGAACCGCCUUCUGUUCCGCCAUCAGAAAGCGAGCCAGAUCUGCUAGGCAGUCUGGAGGCAGAACUGGACAAGGGGAAUUAG
Molecule: messenger RNA, 1464 nt
Organism: Ascochyta rabiei
Lineage: Eukaryota; Fungi; Ascomycota; Dothideomycetes; Pleosporales; Didymellaceae
Exons: 2
Coding region: 1-1464 (487 amino acids)
Source: RefSeq, a predicted model, not a curated record